UGACUGCACAAAGUCGAUAAAGAUUGUCCGAUUGAAUAUGCUGCUACAAUUAUUAUCAAUCCGUUGACUGCUUUACUAAUGCUUGAGGACGUCAUUGCCUUAAAUUCAGGGGAUUCGGUUGUCCAAAAUGGAGCUACAAGUAUAGUAGGCCAGUGCGUUGUCCAGCUUGCCCACCUUCGUGGCAUCCGUACUAUUAACAUUAUAAGGGACAGGGCUGGGUCAGAUGAUGCAAAGGAAAUGUUGAAAAAGCUCGGUGCAGAUGAAGUUUUCACUGAAAGCCAGUUGAAUGUGAAGAAUGUGAAGAGUCUCCUGACUGAUUUACCGGAAUCUGCUCUGGGAUUCAACUGCGUUGGUGGCAAUUCUGCUUCCUUGGUUCUCAAAUUUCUGAGGCAGGGAGGAACGAUGGUAACUUACGGGGGCAUGGCAAAAAAGCCCGUCACAGUAUCGACAUCAGCCUUCAUUUUCAAAGCAAGUCAAUCCCUAUGCUGUGAACUCUCGCUGAGAGGAUUCUUUCUGCACAACUGGCUGGGCAGUGAUAAGGCGACGGAAUGCAAUAGAAUGAUCAAUUAUCUUCUAUCGUUGGCAAAGGAAGAGAAGCUGAGAUACCAGAUGGAGCUGGUUCCUUUCAACAAUUUCAAUUUAGCACUGGAUAAAGCACUUGGAAAGCUUGGGAGCCAGCCAAAACAAGUUAUUACUUUCUAAACCUAUCUUUCUUCAGACAACACUGAGAAUGACCUCUGUUAAAGACAUGAUGCUGCAGUAGUGAACCGGUGAUUACUGAUUAGGUUCUGCUAAUAAAUCAAAUUUGGGUCGUUGGGUGGUUCAAUUGGGUCACUGACCCUUAAGCAGGCUCCAUAACCUGAUUCGGUCAGGUUUUCGGUUUACCCGGACCUGGCCAAAACCUGAUAAACCAUAAAUUGAUAGCGCGCGAAGAAGUAGAUUUCUGCGGACGUGGCAUCACGGUAGCCAGUCAAUUAAAUUGCGCCCACCCGAAUGAAGUGCUCACGUGGCACAACUUAAACGACUACUUUUCAAUAUUCAUCUGCUAAGUUGGACAAAAAUUCGACGGAGGAGGGACCUCAUCGGAACUUUGUCAGUCUGUCUCACAAGGAAAAAGAGCCAUGGCUGCCGCCGCUACCUCAGUCGCCAUCUUGCCUUCCGCCAGAAGAAGCUGCGACGCGGGAAAGUCCAGAAGCAUUGUAUUUUCAUCAAGAUCCUCAAAGUCCGUCUCGUUUCCGUCUCAACCGCGACGACGGAACGGGAACUUGCGAAUCGCUUGUUCCGUAUCACUGACGGACCGGGAAGUGCGAACGGGUGGGCCAGACGAUCUCGUCGACUCCAUCCUUUCCAAGGUUUCGGAGACAGACCGAGGAGUUUCGUUGAAGAAAGAGGAGCACGCAGCGGUGGGUGAAGUUGCUGGAGAGUUGCAAAAGUACUGCGUCCCGGAGCCUGUGAAAUGUCCUCUCAUAUUUGGAGAGUGGGAUGUGGUGUACUGCUCGAACCCAACCUCGCCAGGCGGUGGGUAUAGGAGCUCAGUCGGCCGUCUUUUCUUCAAAACGAAGGAAAUGGUGCAAGCUGUUGAAGCUCCCGACACUGUGAGAAACAAGGUCAAAUUCUCCCUCUUUGGGUUUCUUGACGGAGAGGUAUCUCUCAAAGGGAAAUUGAUCGCUCUGGAUGGGAGCUGGAUACAGGUGAUAUUCGAGCCACCUCAACUUAAGGUUGGAGCUCUGGACUUUCAGUAUGGCGGUGAAAGCGAAGUGAAACUGCAGAUUACGUAUGUGGAUGAGAAGAUCAGGUUGGGCAAGGGAUCCAGAGGUUCGUUAUUCGUCUUCCAAAGAAUCGGUUAAAACCCUCUUGCCUUAGCUCUCACAUUUCGCCCGUAAAAGCAGUGUUCUUUCCUUGAGCUCGUAUGAUCUCAGCUUUCUGUUGUACACCGACACUGUAGUUCUCCGAAGUAUAUAUAAUCGUUUCAGUGAAGUUUGAGUGUGCUUCUGCUAUGGCUAUAGUCUAUACUGCAUUGAGUAGUUUAGGUUUAGACAGCCGCUCAUUCAUACUUGUGUAGAACAGGGAGAGCUAUGAUUAAGAGUUUGUAGAAGUUCAAUAAGGCAAACUAAUCAGCCAAGUCUGAAGGCACCAAUCCAAGAAGCAAAGUAUAUUUGUAAGUAGCCAAUGCAAAAGAAUUACAGAGGAUUUGGAGAACAAUGGAAUUGGUGGGAUUGAUUAGCCAGGGCCAACUUUAGGAAUUUCGUAAUGUUCAGUGAGAUUGGCAAGAUACUGGUUGAACUCGUGAAUCCGGUCGCGGUGUGAUUUGCUUGCCAUCUUAGCCAUCCUCUGCCCAUCCAGCUUCUCCCAUUGCUGCAGAUACCGCCUCUCGGCUGGUGUCAGAUACAGGGAUUCACCUUCUGCUUCUCCUCUCUCUGUACCGCCUUCAGCUUGACCGGCCGUAACAAGUUCUGUGCUUCGACCUGUCAACCUCCAAAAUGGCAAACACGAAUAGAGCUCCCGUU
Molecule: messenger RNA, 2507 nt
Organism: Linum tenue
Lineage: Eukaryota; Viridiplantae; Streptophyta; Magnoliopsida; Malpighiales; Linaceae
Source: the annotation of a GenBank genome assembly